Messenger RNA from Poeciliopsis prolifica (blackstripe livebearer), 2161 nucleotides. Its product is annotated as tripartite motif-containing protein 16-like. The record is from RefSeq and is a predicted model, not a curated record. The transcript has a single exon. Bases 96 to 1757 code for a protein of 553 amino acids. NCBI's taxonomy places the organism in Eukaryota, Metazoa, Chordata, Actinopteri, Cyprinodontiformes, Poeciliidae. Gene Ontology annotation, molecular function: zinc ion binding; protein binding.
CAGCCUCUCUGCACUGAGAUGUGAGUCACAGAUCAGAGCUCAAACUGGUUGCUGUUUUCAGUAAACUCACACAGACACUGUAAAUAAGAGCCAGAAUGGAGCACAACCAGCUGGAUCAAGAAACUUUAUGCUGUUCAAUCUGUUUGGAUCUACUGAAGGAUCCGGUGGCUAUUGCCUGUGGACACAACUACUGUAUGAACUGCAUUAAAACCCACUGGGAUGAAGAGGAUGAGAAAGGAAUCCACAGUUGUCCUCAGUGCAGGGAGACAUUCACACCGAGGCCUGUGCUAAAGAAGAACACUAUGCUAGCAGCUUUAGUGGAGCAGAUGAAGAAGACUGGGCUCCAAGCUGCUCCUGCUGAUCACCGCUAUGCUGGACCUGAAGAUGUAGCCUGUGAUUUCUGCACUGGAAGAAAAUUGAAAGCCAUCAAGUCCUGUUUAGUCUGUCUGGCCUCUUAUUGUGAGAAACACCUUCAGCCUCAUUAUGACGUGGCUCCUUUAAAGAAACACAAGCUGGUGGAACCGAACAAGAACCUGCAGGAGAACAUCUGCUCUAAGCAUGGUAAGGUGAUUGAUAUCUUCUGCCGCACUGAUAAGAAGUGUAUCUGUUAUCUCUGCACUAUGGAUGAACAUAAAGGCCACGACACAGUGUCAGCUGCAGCAGAAAGGACUGAGAGGCAGAGAGAGCUGGAGGAGAGACGAGGAAACAUCCAGCAGAGAAUCCAGGACAGAGAGAAAGAUGUGAAGCUGCUUCAGCAGGAGGUGAAGGCCAUCAAUCACUCUGCUGAUAAAACAGUGGAGGACAGUGAGGAGAUCUUCACCCAGCUGAUCCGUCUCCUCCAGAAAAGAAGCUCUGAGGUGAAGCAGCAGAUCAGAUCCCAGCAGGAAACUGAAGUGAGUCGAGUCAAAGAUGUUGAGGAGAAGCUGCAGCAGGAGAUCACUGAGCUGAAGAGGAAAGACGCUGAGCUGGAGCAGCUCUCACACACAGAGGAUCACAACCAGUUUCUCCUCAACUACCCCUCACUGCCAGCACUCAGUGAGUCCACACACUCAUCCAGCAUCAACAUCCGUCCUCUGAGACACUUUGAGGACGUGGCAGCAGCUGUGUCAGAGCUCAGAGAGAAACUACAAGAUGUCCUGAGAGACUCAUGGACAAACAUCUCACUGAUGGUCACUGAGGUGGAUGUUCUACUGUCAGAACCAGAACCAAAGAGCAGAGCUGAUUUCUUGAGGUAUUCAUGUGAAAUCACUCUGGAUCCAAACACAGUAAAUGCAGAGCUGUUACUAUCAGAGGGAAACAGGAAGGUGACACUGAUGGGUCAAUCUCAGUCUUAUCCCAGACAUCCAGACAGAUUCAGUCAUUACUAUCAGGUUCUGAGUAAAGAGAGUCUGACUGGACGCUGUUACUGGGAGGUGGAGUGGAGAGGAGGACCAACUAUCAUCGGAGUCACAUACAAGAAUAUCAGCAGAGUAGGAAUAGGAAAGGAAUGUUUAAUUGGAGAUUAUGGCAAAUCGUGGGCAUUAAAUUGUCAUCAUUCCAAAUUUGGUCACAACAACAUCUGGACCUCCGUCUUAGGUCCGGUUUCCUCCAGAGUGGGAGUGUACCUGGAUCACAGAGCAGGUAUUCUGUCCUUCUACAGCGUCUCUGGAUCCAUGACUCUGAUCCACAGAGUCCAGACCAGAUUCACUGAACCUCUACUGGCUGGAGUUUAUGUUUAUAACACUGGAUGUUCUGCCGAGUUCUGUAAACCCAACUAGAUUUUCUCUCUGAUCGCUGAUCAGGGUUCAUUAUUCUGAUGUCUGUUCUACUGUUUUGUUGCUGAUUUUUAUGGUUUAAGGGUAUUAAGUGAAGAAAACCACUGCUGAUGUUUUCUUUCAUUCUAACAUAACACAAGAAAAUCUAAACUUCUCUGGGAUCUCAUAGUUUUGCUUUCAUAUUUCUGUUGAGCUAUUAGGAUGUUGUUGUUGUUUAAAUCAACUGAGAUUGAAAUGAACUGAACUUACUUCAUGUUGAUUUCUUUAUUGUGAGUCAAAGAAACUACCAUAAACUUAGAACUGUUUUCUUGUAAAUCUUUAUGUCAAUAUCAGUAAAAUAAAUGUCUGCUGUUGUGUCUCUUUGGCUUUCUUCAAUAAAGCAACUUGAUUACAGAAACACUUUGACU